AUGACCUCUCAAGAUCGCUUAGGAACUUGCUAUGAAGAGCCUCUGGGCCCGGUCAAGCUUCUAGGUAAAAAAUAUAGUCUCAGCUCAAAGCGAGUCAUUUCGUCAUCUUACUGGAAAGUUCCGGACAGAAAGUCAAACUUGACUUCAGUUGCUUGUCAUGACUCGGAACCUCUGGUGGCUGUAGCCUCAGCCUCAAAGGAUUCCAAUAUUUUUAUUUAUGAACUUAGUGCACCUCCAUCAGACGAAGUCUCAUCACCGACUUCCCACUCAGCCCCUAGCUCACCAGAAAGCAUUGAAAACAAGUAUUCUUUCAUCAACUUUGGAGACACUUCCAGCGACCUCUUGGGCUCUGAACAACUCUCACCACGCAAACCACACCGCAAAAGCUACCAUGAUUCCUUUGGCUCCGCAAAUUUAAACCCCAGCUUAAGCAACAGUAGCAAUAGUAGCAAUAGUAGUUUCAAUGUCUUUGGCAAAAAUUGUGUGCACAAGAGAUCCGUCUCUGAAACCUUAUCUUCAUCCUCUCAUCACAUAUACAACGACUUUAAACCCCAGCAAAAUGCUAACACAGAAUCACAUAAAAGACCUACAAACUCAAAUUAUACCCGGCCAUUGAAUCGAACUCCAGUCCUUACUCACCAUCAAACCAUAUCGCUUGGGGGGAUACAUUCUCUAGACUGGGUUCCUUCAAAGCACAAACUAAGCGACUUUGGAAAUGUUCUAGCAACAGGCCAUUCCGGUCUUGUUCACCUUGUCAUGCUUCCAGAUCCAUAUCAAAAUGAUGGUCCAGCAGAAAUUCUUUCCCGUUUUAACCACACCAAACAUCUUUCUCCGGAUUUGAUUACAUCUACCAGAAUUCGUACAGUCAAUAUUGCUUCUUCAAAAUGGACUUGCAGUCCUGAAUCAUCUAUCUUAUCUCUCUUUUCGGAACAUUUGUAUCUUUGGGACCCCUCUCGUUGUGAUAUCCCCAUCAUCAAGCAAAGAAACAAAAAGGCUCGCUCAUUUCAUUCUUCUCCUCUUCGCAAUGGUAUUGUCUCGUUUGCAACUGACCGGGGGAUUUCCAUCAUGGAUAUUCGUUACAAAAACCCUCCUUCACUUGCUCCACCAAAUGCUAAUGAAGGCAUUGUUUCUCUUGUAAAGUGGUCUCCUCUUGAUGAGAACCGUGUGGCUUCUGUUCAUGAUCAAACUAUUAUCAAGAUUUGGGACAUCCGAGGAGGAUCCCCACUAAUGACACUUGACGGCCACUAUGAUAAGAUUAACUCUAUUGACUGGUCUCUAACCAAUGAAAAUGAGUUUUUUUCGGCAUCUUCCGAUGGAACAGUAAGACUUUGGGAUCUUGAAAAGUGCUCCAAUCUCGACAUUGCAAACGCUAACGAUUCAAAAGUUCAGAACCCUCAUACUAAAGAUAAGUCUGGAGACUGGAUGCCAUCAAAGUCAUGGAGAUUAUAUCGCCAACGACUUGCUAGAGAAAACAGUGCACCAUCAUAUAACUACUUUUUGGACAACAUUCAAAACUCCGAUUCUCCAUGCACUACUAUCUUUUCUAAGAAGAAGGAGUAUCUGGAAUUGUCAACUGUUCAGCUCCCUCUUUCAUUUACCAGCAAUCUUUCUUCUAAUUCAAAGGAUUACCAAAUCACUGUUCCUCAGAUGAUCACAAUCGACAAUGAGGGAUUUUUUGGUCUCCAUUCUAGAAUACCAACUGAUGAUGAUACUUUUGAGCCUCUGGAAUCCGAAGCCGAACAACAAGCUAUCACUUCUUCACCAUCCAUUAUUUCUAUGGUUAAGCAAUCUGUGUCAUCUGAAUCUACUUCAUCUUCUGUGGUUGCUGCUUCUACUGCUGCUGCGACUGCCAUUAACAAAGAUCACUUUGAAAUGGGCCAUGCCAAACGCAACAGUUUGGAUUCUCUUGCAUCCAUGACUAGUAAGAGUAUCAAUGGUGACUCCGAUAUGAGCCUUGAUGACUCAAUGUCUGAAACCUCGUCUUCGAUUGGAUCUGGACAAGCAUCGCCUACUACUGGUAAUUCUUCACCUGUGAAUGCACCUGCACAACUUUACAACUCUUCAGGACUUGAUCAAAGCUCUGGUUCAUUUACAGUACCCAAGCCUUUUUUUGCCAAUAGGCAUAAAAAAAACAACUCAUUUUCUAGCAUGAGCUCUGUUGGUUCUGUUGGUUCUGUUGGCUCUGCUGGUUCCACUGGCUCGUCUGGCACAUCCUCAAAAUUUAACUAUACUACCUGUGAUCCCAAAACUAAGAUCAAUAGGCGUCACACAGUCAAUUUUGAAAGGACCCCCACUUUUGAAUAUGGAUUUGAUUCAAACCCCAGCACUACUUCGAAUAACAGCAUCACUAGCUUUGGCAACUCUUCUAGCACCGGGGAUUAUAACUUUUCUGUCGAACCUCUUAAACUUAGUAAGACAAAUUCAAAGUUAUCGGCAAAUGACCUUUACAAGCCUUUUAUCAACGAAUCGUCUUCAUCUAUGGCCAGCCGCUCAUCUCGACGGUCCAGGAGUAACACUCAUCAACCACAGAAUGAUUCAUUAGCUUCUCGAGAGCUUCCUGCACUCCCUGCACAAAAAGUCCGUUUUUCUUUCCCAGCGGCCGGUUAUUAA
Molecule: messenger RNA, 2610 nt
Organism: Magnusiomyces paraingens
Lineage: Eukaryota; Fungi; Ascomycota; Dipodascomycetes; Dipodascales; Dipodascaceae
Exons: 1
Coding region: 1-2610 (869 amino acids)
Molecular function (GO): protein binding
Source: RefSeq, a predicted model, not a curated record